CCAACACGAACAUUUGAUCACGAUGAACAUGCAUUUCAUCGACAUAUUUGAACUAUCAUCUGUUUCUCUCCUUCUCUCCUCCUCCAGUGUGUAGCUUAUCUCUCGGAAUGGAAAGUCGCGCCAUAUCCGAUGCUCAAAUAUCUGCUUCAUCUCAGUGGGAUGCCAGCCACGCAGCCAUUCAGGGACGACUGAUUUUUCAAGCGGGAGGGGGAAAGGAAGGAGGAUGGUCUGCCAGAGCAAACAAUCAGAACCAGUGGCUUCAAGCGGAUCUCGGCAGCGUGAAAAAAGUGACACAUCUUGCAACGCAAGGAAGAAAUGCAGCAUCCCAGUGGGUAAAAAGCUACAUGGUAGAAUACAGCGACGAUGGUUCGACUUUUCAUGUUUACAAAGAGCAAGGCACCAAUUUCGACAGAAUUUUUUCUGCGAACAACGACCGAGAUACGAUCGUGUACAACUUUCUUAGCUCACCCAUAAUGGCUCGGUUUGUCAGAUUCAUCCUCGGACCUAUCAUGGCCAUAUUUCGAUGAGGAUGGAGAUUUACGGAUGUUAAGGUAAUUCUCAUUUAUAAUUGAAUUGAACGACAUCUUAGGAAAACAAAGUUGGAAGAAAACUUUAGAACUACUGAUGUCAACAGAUGACUGCGCGGAUCCUGAAAUAUAUAAGCAAUUAAUUCCUCAACCAAAUAAUUAUUUUUCUGUCUGUUUUGAACUUCUUUCAGAGCAACAGUGUAAGAGGUUGGAUAUUAUGUGGUGGCUCCAACUUAAGAUAUAGUAGUCAGUAAAAGAAGAUGAAGAGCCUCUCAGGAUUUACUUGUUCCGUUCAAAAGGUA
Messenger RNA from Stylophora pistillata, 829 nucleotides. RefSeq lists its product as uncharacterized. NCBI's taxonomy places the organism in Eukaryota, Metazoa, Cnidaria, Anthozoa, Scleractinia, Pocilloporidae. The record is from RefSeq and is a predicted model, not a curated record.